AUGUCAGUCUGUUCAUAUCUAUCUAUCUAUCUAUCUAUCUAUCUAUCUAUCUAUCUAUCUAUCUAUCUAAGCCAGUUCAAUAUCUAUCUAUCUAUUUUAAAUAAAAAUACUUCUUUAGACCUAUCGUCUUACAGACGGAUAGAGAACAUCGCGGAGUACGUAGUUGCAACAAAGUUUCUUUUUCUCUAUUUUUCUUAUUUCUUCUUUUCCUCGAGUUUUCUUCUUUUUUUUCUAAUUUUUCUGUUCUUUCUGUUAUUUGUUCGUUUUCUUUUCCACCUUUUUUCCACCUAUUUUUCUUUUUCUUUUUCUGUUCUUUUCCCUUUUCUUUUUUCUGUCUUUCUGUCUUUCUUUCUUUCUUUUCAUUUCAUUUCAUUUGAGAUUUUCUUUCAUUGUUCUCUUUCUACUUUUUCUUUAUUUUUCAUUUUUUUUCCAUUUUCUAUCCUUUUCAUUUUCUUUAUUUGUAAUUUUUCUUUUUCCUUUCUAUUUUCUUUUUGCUUUGUUUCUUUUUUUUUCUUUUCUCUGUUUCUUUUUUUUCAGUUUCCAUUAAUUUCAUUUUUUUCCUCUGUUUCUUUUUCAUUUUUCUGUUUCUUUUUCGUUUACUUUCUUUUUCUGUUAUUUUCUUUCUUUUUCUUCGUUUCAUUCUUUUUGCUUUCUUUUUUGUUUUCUAUUACAAAUAUUUCAUUUCCUUUCUUUUUCUGCUUCUUUCUUUGUCUUUUUGGGGGGUUUCUUUCUGUUUAUUUUGCCCCUUUUCUUUGUUUUUUUUUUUUCAUUUGCCUUCUUUUCCCUGUUCUUUUUCAAUUUCAUUAUCUUUUCGUAUUUUCUCUUUUUCAUUUUUUUUCUUUUUCUGUUUGUAUUUCUGUUUCUUUCGUUUUCUGUUUUUUUCUUUGUGACUUUUUUUUUUUCAUUUUGUUUCUUUUUCUGUUUUAUUUUUCUGUUUCUUUCGUUUUCUGUUUUUUCUUUGUGACUUUUUUCUUUUUCAUUUUGUUUCUUUUUCUGUUUCUUUCGUUUUCUGUUUUUUUCUUUGCGACUUUUUUCUUUUUCAUUUUGUUUCUUUUUUUUUCUUUCGUUUUCUUUUUUUUUUUUUUUCUUUUCAUUUUCUUUUUUUUUUUUUUUUUUCUUUCUUUUUUUUUUUUUUUCUUUCUGACUUUUUUCUUUUGCAUUUUGUUUCUUUUUCUCUUUUUCUUUUUUCUUAUUUUCCUUCUUUAUCUGUUUCCAUCUUUUUCUCUAUUUCUUUCUUUUUCCAUUUUUCUAUUUUCUAUCGCUUUCUUUCCCCUUCUUUUUCUUUCUUUUUUUCUUCUUCUUUCCUUUCGCGCCUUUUUAAUACAGCACGCUUCAUAUCGCAUUCUUUUCAGAUCAGUAUGCCUAUUUUUCUGCAUCUAUCUAUCUAUCUAUCUAUCUAUCUAUCUAUCUAUCUAUCUAUCUAUCUAUCUAUCUAUCUAUCUAUCUAUCUAUCACAGUCUAUUCAUUAUCUAUCUAUCUAUCUAUCUAUCUAUCUAUCACAGUCUAUUCAUAUCUAUCUAUCUAUCUAUCUAUCUAUCACAGUCUAUUCACAUCUAUCUAUCUAUCUAUCUAUCUAUCUAUCUAUCUAUUUAUCUAUCUAUCACAGUCUAUUCAUUAUCUAUCUAUCUAUCUAACUAUCUAUCUAUCUAUCUACAGUAUAUUCAUAUCUAUCUAGCUAGCUACCAUAGUCUAUUCAUAUCUAUCUAUCUAUCUAUCUAUCUAUCUAUCUAUCUAUCACAGUCUAUUCAUUAUCUAUCUAUCUAUCUAUCUAUCUAUCUAUCUAUCACAGUCUGUUCAUAUCUAUCUAUCUAUCUAUCUAUCUAUCUAUCUAUCUAUCUAUCUAUCUAUCUCAGUUUGUUCAUAUCUAUCUAUCUAUCUAUCUAUCACAGUCUAUUCAUAUCUAUCUAUCUAUCUAUCUAUCUAUCUAUCUAUCUAUCUCAGUCUAUUCAUAUCUAUCUAUCUAUCUAUCUAUCUAUCUAUCUAUCUAUCUAUCUAUGA
Molecule: messenger RNA, 1998 nt
Organism: Acanthosepion pharaonis
Lineage: Eukaryota; Metazoa; Mollusca; Cephalopoda; Sepiida; Sepiidae
Source: the annotation of a GenBank genome assembly